AUGGGCGCAUCCGCUCCCGUACCAGGGGAAGGGGGUUCCGAAGACACCGGACUCUCUGUAUUGGAUCUCACGAAGCAUGCUGCGCUCACCAUCAUCGAAACCCUCAACGCGGAUGAUCGACUUGGAAUCGUCACGUUCGGAAGCAAGUCAAAGGUUAUACAGGACCUUGAGCCCAUGAACGAUACAUCCAAGGCCAAGGCCAAGGACAACAUCAAAGCCAUGGUCCCUCAAGAUGCUACGAAUCUCUGGCACGGGAUCCGCGACGCCAUCGAAGUAUUCAAGGACGGAGGACGCAGCUCACGAGUGCCGGCCAUGAUGGUUCUCACGGACGGCAUGCCAAAUCACAUGUGCCCCCCGGCCGGUUACAUUCCUAAACUCAGGUCCAUGUCAAAACUGCCCGCAACAAUCCACACAUUCGGUUUCGGCUACAGCUUGAGGUCGGGAUUGUUGAAGUCCCUGGCGGAGUUUGGAAAUGGCAAUUACGCUUUCAUCCCAGACGCAGGCAUGAUCGGCACCGUGUUUGUUCACGCGGUUGCCAACCUUCAGGCUACAUUUGCGACAAACGCAAAACUAACACUAACCUAUUCGAACGAUCUCCAGGUCGAGCAGACCAUGGAUUCGUCGGUUCUCCAGGAAGAGGCGAGAGAGACGGGAUCGAAGGAAAGCAGACUGAAGGUGCUGCAAAUACCGCUCGGCAAUCUGCAAUACGGGCAGUCUCGUGACAUAUUCCUGCGGGUCAGGAGGGGUGCCGCGAACGAGGCCGACGGAGAACUCAUUCUACGACCCACCGAUCUAGAUGUCGAAGCUACACUCGACUUCGACACGGCGCGGAUUCCCUCAGCGUCCCCAGAUUCGAAAACGCUGAACGAUGCAGACCAUGGAAGUUUCACCCUGUCGGUGCGCGGAAGCCUAGCUCACCAGGCUACCGACUUGAGUGACGCAGAGGUGGCCUAUCAUGAGUCGCGAGCACGGAUUUGCAAGUACCUGUCCUCAUGGUUCCCCAUCGGACCAGAUGGUGAACACAGGGUGCUCGCGGAGGGACGAGCGCAGAAACAAAAGGAGCUGGCUCUGCUGCUCGACGAAAUCCCGGCGCGAAACCACCUCGACCCCCUGAACCAGUCGUUGAUGGAGGAUCUGACGGGGCCAGAGCCCAAGGGGCAAAUAUCUCUGGCCAUCAACACCGACGAGUAUUUUAACAAGUGGGGUGUGCACUACCUGCCGUCGUACUACAACGCCCACUCGCGGCAGAUCUGCAACUCUUUCAAGGAUCCCGGUCCACUGCAAUAUGGCAUCAACAGCCCGUUAUUCGUCGCAUGCCGCGACCGACUUGACGAGGUUUUUGACAAUCUGCCUGCCCCUGAGCCUACACCGACAACUCGACGCGGUUACGUUGGCUAUGGAGGCCAUCAUGUUGGUGGCCACGCGGGUAGCCGACCGAAAAUAUCCAUGAGUCGGUAUCGCGAUGCCCAUGGCGUAUGCUUUGCGAGCUCGACUCCUCUAGAACUGGCUUCCGGGAGGAUCGUACCAAUUCGAAAGCUGAAGCGAGGCAUGAAGGUUCGCACCCCAUCUGGGUCGCGAAAGGUCGCACUGGUACUGAGGACGCCCGUGCAGGCGGCCACGCUUUGUCGGGUCGGAUCACUCGUCGUCACGCCCUGGCAUCCCAUAUCUCUCGACGGAAAGUCGUGGACGUUCCCUGCGGAUGUCGCGGAGGGCAUAGUGCGGUACACCGGGUCCGUGUACUCGGUGAUGCUUCAGCGAGAUAGGAACUCGAGGGCGCACUCCAUACGCGUGGGCUCAGUCUGGGGCGUCACGCUCGGCCACGGCUUGACCCACGGGAGCGACGCGCGCGCCCACGCCUUCUUCGGGGACUACAACCGCGUCGGAAAGAGCCUCGUUGGGCUCGGCGUGGACCGCUCUGGGGUUGUUGAAGGUCGCGGCGUGGAACGCGACCCGCAGUCUGGUCUGGUUGUCGGCUUCAGGGCAAAGCCGGUUGCUAGAACCGGCCUUCAGCUUCACCAGUCGAUGGUGCGCAAGGUUUCCUUGUCGCAAUCUAGUGUAUAG
Purpureocillium lilacinum is the source of this 2061-nucleotide messenger RNA. RefSeq lists its product as uncharacterized. The record is from RefSeq and is a predicted model, not a curated record. Lineage: Eukaryota; Fungi; Ascomycota; Sordariomycetes; Hypocreales; Ophiocordycipitaceae.